AUCUUUGAAUUAGCUUCCAUUGGAAUGUAUUCAUCUGUAACAUGUCACUCUCUGAAUGACAUCACAACAGCUUCUAGUCCUUGAAAGUCUUGAGGUUGAUUAGCUGAAGGAAUUGGCUGUUUCUGCCAAUCAUAAUCGUGUAAAGCCGCCUUUAUAGUUCUGUAGAUAUGAGAGAAGGGGAAAGGGAGAGUGACUACAGCUAAACAAGAGGCACAGCAGCAGCAGCAGCAGCACCAGAAGCAGCAGUAGUAGCAGGAGCAGCUGGUAUUCGGGUGAUUAAAUAGUUCUCAUAGCCUUUUUGCUGUUCUCUGACUGCUCCCUGGUGUAAUUCCCAUGUCCAAGAAGGAAGCUGCAUUUUAACGGUGUGCUGAACGGAGGUUUGAAUAAUUCCAGCUGGCUGCUUGUUUUGAAAAGGACAGUAUGUGUAUAAAUAAAAUGUGACUGUGCUGGAAGAGUUCAGUUACUAGGGGCUGGAGCAAGAGGAGUCUUCCUGGGAUACUGUUCACACUGCUAGUAUGAACUGAAAACUCUCUCUAGUUUAUCUGAGCCAAGUGAAGAAAUUUGAAUAGUGGAUGUCUCUUUCCCACAAACUAGACAAACUCAAGUGAAAAGAAAAAGGAAGAAAUUCUUCUAUAGUACCUGAGGGACCCAAGAGGAAAAAAAGCUGAGGGGAAAAAAAAGGAGAAAACGUAGAUCUACUAUAUCAUGCUAUUCACCUGGGCUACAGAAGUGGACUAAGAAAUUUAAUAAUGUUAAGCAUCAUCUCCAUUGAUUUUUUGCAAGUGCUGCAUUCAGAGAAGAUCUCUUCCAAUUUAGAUUUCCAGAUACUUUGACUUUGAGCUCUAACAACUUUAUAACCUCCCCAAAGCCCCUCAUAAAUGCAUUGCAAUGGUCACAUGAACAUUUUGGGCGUGGUACCAGCACCAUUUUUUGUCCUCUCUACUAUGGCACUUUAAGACGAUAAAGCCAAAAAAGUUUCUUUUUUUUUAAUUGAAAGUAUUCCAAAAAAUGAAUCUUAUUGUGAAACUUCGUAGAAGUUUCAGAACACUGGUAAUUCUCUUAACCACCUUCUGUUUAGUAAGCAUAGUCAUUUCCGCCUAUUACUUAUAUACAGGCUACAAGCAGGAGAUGACCCUAAUUGAAACCACUGGAGAAGCAGAAUGUGAGGGCCUUAAACUUUUACCAUACAGGUCCAUGGAGCUGAAGACUGCUAAGCCGAUGGAUCCAUCUAAUACUGACCCUAUCGUCUUGCUAUUUGUGGAGAGCCAGUACUCCCAGCUUGGACAAGAUAUCAUAGCCAUCCUCGAGUCUAGUCGAUUCCAGUACCAUAUGGUGAUUGCACCUGGAAAAGGUGACAUUCCUCCUCUUACGGAUAGUGGCAAAGGGAAAUAUAUGCUUGUUAUAUACGAGAAUAUUUUAAAGUAUGUGUCCAUGGACUCAUGGAAUAGAGAGCUUCUGGAAAAAUAUUGUGUGGAAUACAGUGUUAGCAUAAUUGGUUUUCAUAAAGCCAAUGAGAACAGCUCACCAAGUAUUAAAUUAAAAGGAUUUCCACUAGACCUUUACAAUAAUGUUGCCCUCAAAGAUUGCUUUGUAAACUCUCAAUCUCCUCUACUGCACAUUACCAAAGCACCAAGGAUUGAGAAAGGCCCACUACCUGGGGAAGACUGGACGGUUUUCCUAUUUAAUCACUCCACCUACCAACCUGUGCUUUUAACUGAAUUACAGACUUCCAGAUCCUUCCCAGCAUCAUUGCCUAAGGCUCCACUGUAUGCUACAGUGAUCCAGGACUUGGGGCUUCAUGAUGGGAUUCAGAGAGUCCUUUUUGGAAACAACUUGACCUUUUGGCUACACAAGUUGAUCUUUAUAGAUGCUGUCUCUUUCCUAACGGGGAAGAAGCUUGCAUUGUCCUUGGAUAGGUACAUUCUUGUCGAUAUAGAUGACAUCUUUGUUGGAAAGGAGGGAACAAGAAUGAACGUCCAGGAUGUGAAGGCAUUACUAGAGACUCAAAAUUUACUGCGCACUCAGGUUGCAAAUUUUACCUUCAACCUUGGAUUUUCAGGAAAGUUUUACCACACAGGAACCGAAGAGGAGGAUGAAGGUGAUGACCUGUUGUUGGGGUCUGUGGAUGAGUUCUGGUGGUUUCCCCAUAUGUGGAGUCACAUGCAGCCUCAUCUGUUCCAUAAUGAGUCAUCACUGGUGGAGCAGAUGAUUCUCAACAAGGACUUUGCACUAGAACAUGGUAUUCCGACUGACAUGGGCUAUGCAGUGGCUCCGCACCACUCUGGGGUCUACCCUGUACAUGUUCAGCUUUAUGAGGCCUGGAAGAAGGUCUGGGGUAUCAAAGUCACAAGCACAGAAGAGUAUCCACAUCUAAAACCUGCACGGUACAGACGGGGCUUCAUCCACAAUGGCAUCAUGGUACUUCCUCGACAGACCUGUGGCCUUUUCACCCACACAAUUUUCUACAAGGAGUAUCCUGGGGGCCCUCAAGAAUUGGACAAAAGCAUCCGAGGGGGUGAACUCUUCCUCACCAUCCUCCUGAAUCCCAUCAGCAUCUUCAUGACCCAUUUGUCCAACUACGGGAAUGACCGCCUGGGGUUAUAUACCUUUUUGAAUCUGGCCAACUUUGUUAAGAGCUGGACUAACCUAAAACUACAGACCCUGCCUCCAGUUCAGCUGGCUCACAAGUACUUUGAACUCUUCCCUGAGCAAAAGGACCCUCUCUGGCAGAAUCCAUGUGAUGAUAAACGGCAUAGGGAUAUCUGGUCCAGAGAUAAAACUUGUUACCAUCUUCCAAAAUUCCUUGUGAUUGGACCUCAGAAAACAGGAACAACAGCACUUCAUUUAUUUCUCCUUAUGCAUCCUUCUAUCAUCAGUAAUCUCCCUAGUCCAAAAACUUUUGAAGAAGUUCAGUUCUUCAACGGAAACAACUAUCACAAGGGAAUUGACUGGUACAUGGAUUUCUUCCCUACCCCUUUAAAUGUCACCACUGACUUUCUGUUUGAGAAAAGUGCCAACUACUUCCAUUCAGGGGAGGCUCCCAGACGAGCAGCUUCCUUGGUCCCCAAGGCCAAGAUCAUCACCAUUCUCAUUGACCCAUCAGAUCGGGCAUACUCCUGGUAUCAGCACCAGCGAUCUCAUGAGGACCCUGCUGCUCUGAAGUUCAAUUUCUAUGACGUGAUUACAUCAGACCAUUGGGCUCCCUCAGAGUUAAGGACUCUCCAGAAGAGAUGUCUGAUCCCUGGGUGGUACGCUACCCAUAUAGAAAGAUGGCUAACUCAUUUUCCCACUUCCCAGGCAACAAGUACCGGCCUACGAGCAGCAGAGUUUGCAUGGGAUGCAAAGUUCCCAAAAAAAUAUGCCUGCAAGUUGGGGGAUCUAUGGCAGUUGCUAAUUAUUGAUGGACAGCAGCUAAGAAGUGACCCAGCUACAGUGAUGGAGGAAGUGCAGAAGUUUCUGGGAGUCUCACCUCAUUAUAAUUACUCUGAAGCUCUAACUCUAGAGCUUUUCUUUCAAGCUACUACAGAGAUCACAAUGUGGAACUGUCCAAACUACUGCACAGAUUGGGACAACCCCUGCCAUACUGGCUGAGACAGGAGCUUCAGAAAGUGAGAUAGCACUGAUGUUCAGAGGACCAAAGUCUAAUGACAGUUACCGGCACCAUAAAACCCCUCGCUUCCCUGAUUCACUUGUGAUUGUCAGUAGAGGACCUCAUGAAUAACUGUCUCAAAAUUAAAUACAAAUAUAAAACUGUUUAUAUAUGCACGCACUGACAGCUAUUAGCAUCAACUCCUUUGUCAGCUUCUGGGACACAAUAUAGAGCUAUGUGGCAUUAUUCUUUAUCCAGCCUGGGACUCAUGCAUAGUCUAGUCCCUCUGUUUACCAGAAAGUUCCAGAAACUGUAUGUAUGAUUGAUAGUCUUCAUCAUAUAUGACAAAUUACAGCCUGUCAGGACACAAGCAAAGGACAGAAACAUCUCUCGGUGGAUUAUGAGGUUGGUUGAAUUAAUAGUUUUCUAUAUUUUCUUCUUUUGGCCUGAUCCUUCAAGGUGAAAAAUGAGGGAAAUCAGGGGGCAUUCAGAACCUUGCAAAACAGGGCCCUUAGUUAUUAGGGUUUAUUUAGCUAUAACUAACAAUGCUGCCCUGUUGCUUUCCUUAUAAAAAAUAGCUUGUUUUUUUCACAGUGGGCUAAAUUCCUUUAUGGCAUAACUCCAUGGACUAUUUGGCCAAUGGUCUGUGGGAUUUCUUUUCUUACAUCUUUCUCUCAAACAAGAUGUACCCUGGUCUACGGAAGCUGUGUGUGAAUUGCGGAAGUGCAGCUCUCCUGUUAGCCACUCGAGCAGUGAACCAGUCAAUGAAGCCAGCCAAUUGAAAACUGUGCCUUUCACUGAACUGACAUUCUUACCUUGUUUUGCCCCCCCUUUAUAAAAUUUUCAUCAUGCUUAUCUAGUUCCUAUGGUGCUUGUGUUUGGGAUGUGAAAUCUGAUUAGUUUGCCAUAAUGUCAUUGGGACUCAUAAAACAAUCAUCAGAAAGGUCAAAAUCUAAGCAGACCAUUAGCUCAGUGAACUUCACACAGACAAUGGCUUAAUUCUGACAAUUUCAUGGUCAGGCUUGGGAGCAAAUAGUUUUUACUCUGAAGCCUUUAAAAUACGAGAGACUGGGUUUCUACUGUUCUAGUAUCAUAGCCUUAAACCCUUGUCAAAAAGGCCUAUAGAACUUAAUAGGAAUGAAACAAUAAAUUAAUCUGGGUUCUAUAAAAAUUACUUUACAAACCUAUAGGCUAUCACAAAAAAAAUCUCCAUUCUGUAGAUUUUUUUUUAAACCAGCCAAUAGAACUUAAUAGGGAAUUAUAUCCACAGUAUCACAUACAUGUUGUGAUGUAUUCUUAUUUUUGCACAUCCAUAUACUCUAUCUAUCUAUCUAUAGAUAGAUAGAUAGAUAAAGUAGCCACACUGUCCCUGUCCAGUUUUUUUCCCCUCCUCCUUGGAUACAGUCCCUGUCUACUUAGGACACUGGAUGUGCCUCAUAUUCCUGCCCACUGCCUAUCUCCCUCUUCUCCCCUCCCCCGCCCCCCAGGCACUAUCCCUGCCUCCAGCUUCCAUAGGAGGAGCCCAGAAGCAGAAGAUGUGUGUAUGAGAUGGAGGAGAUAGUGUAGUCAGGCUGGAGUGAGAGUUGUGGGGGGACCAACCAUGCUUUCAGAGUAAUAGAGUUUAAGGCCAGAAGGGACCACCAUCUAGUCUGACUGCCUGUAUAGCAUAGGCCACCAACACCACCCAGCAUCCGCACACUAAUCCCAAUCACUGAAAUUAGACCAAAGUAUUACAGCCCAUAGGCAACGAGCCUGUUAUUUGCCACAGGCAGACAAUAGAAGGAACCAAGGUGCAAUGGUAGUUGGGGCCCCUGCAACAGCAAGGAAAUAAUUAAGAUAUACCCAUGUAAACCUGGCAAGUGACCCAUACUCACAUGCUGCAGAGGAAGGUGAAAACACCUAGGGUUACUUCCAAUCUGAUUUUGGGGAAAUUCCUUCCAGAUGCCACAGAUGGCAGUCGGUUAGAUUCUGAGCACGUAAGCAAAAAACAGAGAGAGAAAUGCUCAGUGCCACCUCAGAGCCCUGGCCCUCCCUGUCCAAUGGCCCGUCUCCAGCCAUGGCCAUCCCUGAUGCUCCAGAGGAAGGAGAUAAAAAAGCUCCCAGAAUACAUUGGGGGAGGGAGAAAUCCCCACCUGACCCCUGCAGGUGGCCAGCAAGAACCCUGAAGCGUGAGCUUUUAGGAACAAAAAAUAUAAACUGGAAGUGAGACUCAUAGAAUCAUAAAAGAUUAGGGUUGGAAGAGACUUUAGGAGGUCAUCUAGUCCAAUCCCCUGCUCAAACCAGGACCAACCCCAAUUAAAUCAUCCAGCCAGGGCUUUGUCAAGCCAGGACUCAGGCUUGUUGAGCCCUGCCCCCUACCACCACAAGCUACCCAAUCAUAUAUUUGUACUCAUUAAUUUGUCCAGGUCUUUCUCAAAGCUAAGUCAGUUGUUUGCCCCACAAUUCCUAUUGGGAAGCUUUUCCAGAACCUCACCCCUCUGAUAGUUAGAAAUCUUCUUUUAAUUUCCAGCUGGAAUUUGUUCUUUGCCAGUUUAUAUUCAUUUGUUCUUGAGCCAACAUUUUCCUUGAGCUUAAAUAGCUCUUCACCCUCCCUGGUAUUUACCCUCCUAAUCUCAUAGCUGUAACUGGACAUUUUAGUGCUCGGGAAGAGCAAGUAUAUUUGUACCCCACUGCUGGGGUUUUUGUGGGUUUUUUUGGCAUUUCUCCACCCCAUUUUUCUUCCCCUGCGGCUUUGCACCCUCGGCAGCUGCCCUGCUCACCCUGACCUGGUUACAUCCCUGCCUAAACUAUUUACAGAGGACAAUCAUAUCUGCUCUCAGCUUUCAUUUUGCUAUACUAAACAAGCCAUGCUUUUCCAGUCUCCUUUCAUAGAUAGGGCCUACAUUCCCCUGAUCAUCCUAGUAGCUCUUCUUUGCAUCUGUUCUGGUUUAAAUUUAUCUUUCUUUAACAUCAGUGACAAGAACUGUACUCAAUAUUCCAAAUGAGAUCUGACCAGUUCCUUGUACAAUAGCAUUAACACUUCUCUCUCUACUGGAAUUGCCUCGUUUGAUAAAUCCUAGAAUCACAUUUGCCUUUUUCACAGCCACAACACCUUGGUGGCUCAUAGAUGUCCUGUGAUUGACCCAAACACCAAGGUCUUUCUCCUUCUUUUGCAUCCAACUGAUUAACCCCCAGCUUGUAACAGAAAUUCUUCUUAUUAUACGCCAAAUUCAUGACUUUUCAUUUUGUUUUAUAGACGCCCCCCGGGUUACGCAAACCUGAUUUAUGCAAAUAGUUCCGUAAGCUAGAAAUAGUUUGGGGUUUUUUGCACAAUGGUUGGGUAUACGUUUCUGACUUAUGCAAAAUUCAAGCUACACAAGGUGUUCCGGAAUGGAACACUUGCAUAAGUCCGGGAGCGUCUGUACUGAAUUUCAUCCCAUUUCUGUCACUUCAGCCUUCAGGGUCAUCCAAAUCUUCCCGAAGAUUAUUCCAGUCCUCCUUUGUAUUGACAAUGCUGCCUAACUUUGUAUCUUCAGCAAAUUUCAUUAGAACACUCCUACUUUUUGUGCCAAGAUCACUAAUAAAAAUACUGAAUACGAUUGGUCCCAAGACCAAUCCUGCAGGAACUCCCCUAGUAACCGCCCUUCUCUUCAAUAAUUCACCUUUCAGCACAACCCAUUGUCCUUUUCUGGCAGCAUUUGGAAUUGCAGCCCAAUGCCAGCUACAGACUCACUCACUUGAAUGGCUGAAACCAGAAAUGAAGUAUCAGUUCUAGCUCAGUCAAAAAUCAUGCACUUCUGGUGGCGAAAGUCAUAGGAGUUGCAGAAUCAUUGCAAGAGUUGGCAACACCGUGUCCCUGUAACUGUGUGAUGUUAAUGGGACCUAACUCAUGUCUAAAUAAUAAAACCACAUUGGCCACAUCAAAAUUCUAAAGUUGUCCCCCCACCCACCCAAAAAAGGAAAAUGGGAAUGAGAGAGGAAAAAACAGUGUUGCCAAAUAUUGUGCUAUUGUGAAUCUCACAAUAGUUGGAGUUUUCCUUAAUGCCCUAGCUGCUGGCAAUUAGAAAUUACAUGAGAAUUUCAGCUUUCAUUUAUUAACAAAGUAAGUUUCUAGCUUUUAUGGUUGUAAGGAAAAAAUUGAAAACACGACUCAAAUGCACCCUAAGGCUCAGAAGACAGAAAGUAAAUAAAGAAUCACAGGUUUAUUAUUCUGGAAAAAAUACUUUUGAGCCAAACUCAUGAUUUUUGGAGGGUCCUGACUCGUAUUUAGGGUUAACGAUGUUGAAGAAAACUGGCGUGGUAAAACUUUUUUGGACAAAAGGUUGCAGUGGGGAAUGGGAGUAAUUCCAAAGACUAUCCAGCCAACCCAUAAUCUGAUAGAACAUAUUUAAGUGCUAAAUUGCAUCUGCAGCAACUCAUCAGUAAUUAAAAGAUAACUUUGUAUUCUUUUGAAAUGAAAAGCUCAGGAAACACCAAAUGUUGUUUUGGGAGCUUUUAAAGGAAUACAGCAGAUGUCUUAAUCUGUUGCACUCCCUUUUGGGAAGGGUGGAAACCAGCUUUUCAUGUAAGAAAAAUACUAAAGUAUCUUUUUAAAUCUCCUUUUCUGCCAUCCUAUUAUGUCUUUAAUAUCCAUCCAGAGGAGCGUUUCACAUCACUUCUGUUUUUUGUGCCUCCUUGUUACUUAUGUUUGGAUAAAUGCCAUGCUAUCAAGAUAUUCCAUGUUCUCAUUGAUAAACUGAGACUUGAUGUGAUUUUGUUAGGUGUAGCAUACAAUUUGAAUAUAAAAUAACAGCAUGUUAGGGUCUAAUUUCUUCUGCCUGUAACAUGACCCAUCAGCACAGCCUUUGUCCAGAACAACUUUAUUGUAGAAGGGUCUUUGUACGCUGGCUGUAAAUAAUCUUGACUUUUUUUCCCUUUUAGCAAUUCAUGAAAUUAUGCUUUUGACAUCACUGACUAUGUAACUGAUGGGCAUCUGAAAAACCAAUUAAAUAAAUUAUAA
Molecule: messenger RNA, 8567 nt
Organism: Chrysemys picta bellii (western painted turtle)
Lineage: Eukaryota; Metazoa; Chordata; Testudines; Emydidae
Product: N-deacetylase and N-sulfotransferase 4
Cellular component (GO): Golgi apparatus
Molecular function (GO): deacetylase activity; heparan sulfate N-sulfotransferase activity
Source: RefSeq, a predicted model, not a curated record